UGUAGUCUUGUACGAGUCAAACGAUUAUAAAACGGAAGUCACAAAAAUGCAAUUUACUCCAAAAGUGACCAUUCAGGCGUACACCACGGCACGGGCUCCGGCAGCAUUCAUCCAUGAUUUCUCAGCCUCUUCUGCACAACUCCGCCCAAUUCAAAGGCCUGCCCUUUGGAAUCGCAUUUGAUAUUGAUGGUGUCAUCCUUCGCGGCCGUGCUCCGAUUGCUGGCGCUGCUCAAGCAAUCCAAAGAUUGUACCAUAAAGAUGGUACUAUGAAGGUUCCUUUUCUGUUCUUGACGAAUGGAGGUGGUUUGCCAGAAUCAAAGCGAGCAUUAGAGUUGAGUGAACUUCUAGGAGUGAAUAUUUUGCCUUCUCAGGUUGUACAAGGCCAUUCCAUGUUUAGGAAUCUAUUGGGAAGGUAUCAGAAUGAACUCAUUGUCGCUACUGGAAAGGGGGACCCUGCUUUGGUUAUGAGUGAGUAUGGUUUCAAUAAAGUGUUCUCUAUAGAGGAAUACACAUCAUACUUUAAGGAUAUUGAUCCUGUAUCACAGUAUAAGAACUGGACAACUAUGCCUAAGAAUGAUCAAAGCAGUACCCUGAUGAAGAAAGCUUCUGCUUGUGAUGUGUACAGAGAGAGAGUGAAGGCAGCGUUUGUUGUUAGUGAUCCUGUAGAUUGGGGCAGGGACAUCCAGGUUCUUUGUGACAUUUUAAGAACUGGAAGCCCUUCUGGACAGGAGAAUGGAGGUCAACCAGCGUUAUAUUUUGCAGCUGAUGAUCUUGAAUACCAGGCUGCAUUUCCAGCCAAACGUCUCGGUGUGGGUGCCUUUAGGAUUGCACUGGAAAGUAUAUUCAACAGAGUUCACCACACUCCACUUGAGUGCAUAAUUUAUGGAAAACCUGAGCCUCUUGCUUUCAAGAAUGCAGAGGCCACUUUAAGACAGCUUCAUUGCCAUACAGAUUUUGACGUUCAAUUGAACAAUAAUCAAUCAGAUUAUUUCAGAGCUCUUUACAUGGUGGGUGAUAAUCCAUCAGUUGACAUAAAAGGCGCAAGACAGGCUGGAGAUCCUUGGAUACCUGUUUUGACGCGAACAGGUCUGUUCCAAGGCAAAGGAAAUCACAAAGAGUAUCCCGCAGAUCUGGUUGUGGAUACAGUGAAAGAUGCUGUUGACUACAUCUUGGAGAAGGAAUUCUCUUCAGUGUGUACAUCUGGUUAAUUAAUUUUAAAUGCUAUGGAGCAGCUCUACUAUGCUUCCUAUACUGAUUUACAGGCUCGAAUAUCAUUCUUUUUAAUGCAAAUAUAAAUUACAUCCAUUUAUCGAAUUGUUGUAUCAUCUCUUUGUGCCUGUAGAAGAUGAAAUUAUCCCCUCAAAUUUGUGGCCUGAUAUGGGUAUAUGUUGUAAUUACAAUUGGUCAUAUCUGACUUUGUUGGUAGUUAAAUUCAUCAACUGUGGUCAUGAAUUUCUGUAAUACAAUAAAUACAGGAUACAUUUGGGUUUUAAAUUCGUA
This is a messenger RNA of Spinacia oleracea (spinach), 1500 nucleotides long. RefSeq lists its product as uncharacterized. The coding region runs from base 114 to 1208 and encodes 364 amino acids. The record is from RefSeq and is a predicted model, not a curated record. Gene Ontology annotation, biological process: glycerophospholipid biosynthetic process. Gene Ontology annotation, cellular component: mitochondrion. The transcript is spliced from 12 exons. NCBI's taxonomy places the organism in Eukaryota, Viridiplantae, Streptophyta, Magnoliopsida, Caryophyllales, Amaranthaceae.